CAUGAGUUACAGAAACUUGCUGAAUUCCCAGCCCUUUCCUCUUCCCACACAUCUUAAUUCGCCCAUCAAUUUUGUAUAGCGCUUGCAACCAUUUCCCCCCUAUAAAUCUAGCUCCCACUGCUUUUCCCCAUCACCAUUCAUCAUUCACACAUUUCCUCUCUCAUCAAUCCACAAUAUAUAAUGGCUUUCUCCACGAAGCUCCUGGCAGUUGUGGUGGUGGCUGUGCUAGCGUCGCCCAUCAUGGCGUCGGCAAGGAAAGUGGCGGAGUCGAGAUGGAGCCUAGCAGCGCGUCUGAAAGUUGCGGAAGAAGGGCCUAGCACUUGCUGGGAUGCGUUGUUUGAACUUCAAUCUUGCAGCGGAGAAGUGGUGAUGUUCUUCCUGAAUGGGGAGACUCAACUUGGGGAAAACUGCUGCAGCGCCAUAAAAGUGAUAGAGCGACAGUGCUGGCCCUCCAUGCUCGGAACCCUCGGCAUCACUACUGAAGAAACCAACGUUCUCCGUGGUUACUGCGAUGCCGCCGCCACUGCCGCCCCUCCGCCUCAAUGCUACAAUUUCCCACGCUUGCAGUUGCAAAACUAAUUCUAAUCCCUAUUUAUGUAUGUUUUAGUCACUCGGAAUUUGCUUCACUCAA
Messenger RNA from Salvia miltiorrhiza (redroot sage), 631 nucleotides. RefSeq names its product egg cell-secreted protein 1.3-like. The transcript has a single exon. Gene Ontology annotation, biological process: double fertilization forming a zygote and endosperm. NCBI's taxonomy places the organism in Eukaryota, Viridiplantae, Streptophyta, Magnoliopsida, Lamiales, Lamiaceae. The record is from RefSeq and is a predicted model, not a curated record. The coding region runs from base 181 to 579 and encodes 132 amino acids.